AUGUUUUCAGCGGAUGCUUUCUAUUUUCCAGCUGCUAUGCUUAAUAUAACAUUGCCGAAUGUAAAAAAAUUAUCCAGUCCGAUUCCAGCACUCAUGGAAUUAAGGAUAAUAAAAGAUUUUAAUUAUAAUAAUUUAAAUAAUAAUCAUAAUAAUAAUGUUACGUUGACGAUUUCAAUCGAUUCGAAUCCUCCUGGAAUUUUUAUACUCGACGAAGGGAAAAAAUUAAAAUUAAAUGAGGAUUUGAUACGUGGAGAUUAUUCAGGGGUAUCGAAACGUCAAACGAUAACGAUAAGGGGUACAUCGAAAUAUGAGGAAGCGACAAACACGACAAUCAAUAUAUUAUUGACGUCGGAUAAAUUAAAUUGUCGAAAAUAUAAGAAAAAUAUUUGUUUUUGGAACGGUGCCGUAUUCAGGAUGAAAAAGAAAAAUUCAAAUCCUAUCAAUUUGGGGCCCUUGUCAUCUGAAUUUUACAGGGAUUUGUGUCCGGAUUAUUACGUCACUUCGUACAAAGUCGUAAAAGUGGAAAAUUUGGAAAAUUUCAGAGAAAAAAUAAAAUUUACAAUCGAUACUUUAUCGAUUUUUUUUUUAACCCACGGUUAUCCCGAAAAUUUAAAGCUUAACGAUAUUCAUUUGAAAUUUCCUUAUUUUUUAUUUAUAAUUUUCACUUAUCGUUUGUUAUCAUCGUACGGAUAA
Molecule: messenger RNA, 693 nt
Organism: Pediculus humanus corporis (human body louse)
Lineage: Eukaryota; Metazoa; Arthropoda; Insecta; Psocodea; Pediculidae
Exons: 3
Coding region: 1-693 (230 amino acids)
Source: RefSeq, a predicted model, not a curated record